UUCUUCACGAGUCAGUGCAGGCUCAACACUCUUUCACCGUCGUCGACCUUACAUUUUUGCACCUCCUACGAGCAUUACCAUGGCCGACCAGGGGGCGGAUAAGAAUGUUGAAUUAUGGAAGAUCAAGCGGCUCAUCAAGAGUUUGGAAGCGGCGAGAGGAAAUGGAACGAGUAUGAUUUCGCUUAUUAUUCCGCCAAAGGAUCAAAUCUCUCGGGUAGCAAAGAUGUUGGCGGAUGAAUACGGAACUGCCUCCAACAUCAAAUCCCGUGUGAACCGUCUCUCUGUCUUGUCAGCCAUCACUUCUACCCAACAACGUCUGAAGCUCUACUCCAAAGUCCCACCAAAUGGUCUCGUUGUAUACUGUGGAACUGUCGUGACAGACGAAGGAAAGGAAAAGAAGGUCAACAUUGACUUUGAGCCGUUUAAACCCAUCAACACAUCAUUAUACAUGUGUGACAACAAGUUCCAUACGGAGGCACUGUCAGAGUUGCUUGAGUCGGACCAAAAGUUUGGAUUUAUUGUCAUGGAUGGUCACGGAACACUGUUUGGGACUCUUGCUGGCAACACUCGUGAAAUCAUUCACAAGCUGCAAGUGGAUCUACCAAAGAAGCACGGACGUGGUGGUCAGUCUGCCCUUCGUUUUGCGCGUCUACGUGAAGAGAAGCGACACAAUUACGUUCGCAAAGUAGCCGAAUUGGCAGUCCAGUUCUUUAUUACGGCUGAUAAAGUGAAUGUGGCGGGAUUGGUCCUAGCGGGUUCGGCAGACUUUAAGACCGAUUUGUCCCAAUCCGAUUUACUUGAUCAGCGUCUGCAGGCCAAGAUUAUCAAGGUGGUGGAUGUGUCGUAUGGUGGAGAGAACGGGUUCAACCAAGCCAUCGAACUUUGCGGAGAAGUUUUACAAAAUGUAAAGUUCAUCCAAGAAAAGAAAUUGAUCCAACGAUACUUUGACGAAAUCUCGCAAGACACGGGCAAAUACUGUUUUGGUAUCGAUGAUACGUUAAAGGCCUUGGAUCUGGGUGCGGUGGAGAUAUUGAUUGUGUGGGAGGAUUUGGACGUGACACGAUAUGUUUUGAAGAACCCCCAGACAGGGGAGGAGAUUGUCAAGCAUUUGAACAAAGAGCAAGAGAAGAAUCAAGACAAUUUCCGGGAUGUGCCUACAGGCACGGAUUACGAAACAGUGGACAAGAUGCCGUUAUUGGAGUGGUUUACGGAAAAGUAUAAAGACUUUGGUGCAACCCUCGAGUACAUAACGAAUCGAUCACAGGAGGGAUCGCAAUUCGUGAAAGGAUUUGGUGGUAUUGGAGGACUGCUACGAUACAAGGUAGACUUCCAGCAACUCACCUACGACUCGGACGAUGAGUACCUCAGUGACUAGGCCAUGUCUCUGCACUGAAAGCUGGGAGCGGAGCAGGGGAGAGAUUAAAGGCAUAUCCGUUUUGAACAAGUUCCCCCUCUAUUGAUCACUGGACUCGUUGCGGAUCAUGCCCCACACGACUUUAGAUAUUCUGACCUGCCGUACUGUUCCUUUGUUCGUAGAGGGCAUUUCAGUUUGUCAGAACAUCCCUUCUCCCAUUCUGCGAUAUUUUUUGUGUUCUUCUUUUUUAUUUGGUCAUGUUGGGCUUUUUCUUUCAUCUUGUAGAAUUUGGUGCUUGCGUCUGUGAUUUUGGUUUGGGGUUGUUCAAUAUGAUCGGUUUUAAUAGCUAUAACGUGUCCAAUUUGGUAUCCUUGUGGUGUAUAAACGUCUAUUUGAAAUUGCGACGUUGUGUGAACAUUCAGCCCGUCCUUACACGGAGGGGAGCGCUUCAGGCAAAC
Messenger RNA from Spizellomyces punctatus DAOM BR117, 1812 nucleotides. RefSeq names its product eukaryotic peptide chain release factor subunit 1. The record is from RefSeq and is a predicted model, not a curated record. Gene Ontology annotation, molecular function: translation release factor activity, codon specific; sequence-specific mRNA binding. The transcript has 4 exons. The coding region runs from base 80 to 1375 and encodes 431 amino acids. NCBI's taxonomy places the organism in Eukaryota, Fungi, Chytridiomycota, Chytridiomycetes, Spizellomycetales, Spizellomycetaceae. Gene Ontology annotation, biological process: cytoplasmic translational termination. Gene Ontology annotation, cellular component: cytosol; translation release factor complex.